AAAAGCCGCGAGGAACGCCGGCCGGCGCGAGGGCCCGCACGUCGCCGGGGGCGCGGAGCCUGGGCGGUGGACCGGUGCGCCGGCUGAAGCCUGCCGCUGAGUUCUGGUCUGGGGGUCGCGCCUUCCCUGGCGGCCCUCGCGUCCCCGGCGCGGCGUGCGCCCCGGCCUUGGGCGCGGGCACCUGCGAGCCCCCCGUCGCUGUACCGAGGCGUUCGUCGGGCAGUGAGUCUGCGAGCUCGGCCUGCCCGGCGGGGAAGGGCGGCGGGGCCUGGGCCUCCGGCCCCGGACUCGGAACCGCCGCUGCAGUCCUCCCGCUGUUCGCUGUUCGGUGGAGCUGCGGAAGCAGCGCGCAGGUCUCACCUGGUUACUGCGCAAGGGGCCCGUUUCCGGCCGGGUGACUGGAUGUUACACCUGGCUGGCCCUCGGAAGGGGAGAAGGCCCCUCACCUGGCCCCGAGGGGGCGGGGCUCUGCCGUCCGCUCUGCCCUUCCCAGCGAGGUCUCGACGCCUCUGACAGCGAGCCGCCCGGGGGACCGGCGGACGGGAGAGCCGGCUGGGGGACCUCGGCUGCCACCCAAGCCCUGCACCGCCAGGCGGAGCUGGCGUCGGCGACCGCGAGGCCGGGGCAGAGGACGCUGUCGGGGACCCGGGGCUGCGCCGCCGCCCGGGCGGGGAUGCCCGCUGCCUGAGCUCCCCGUAGGCGAGAUGGAGGAGGAGGAGGAGCAGGAGCUGCCCUUCCCGGACUCGCCCUCCGAGAAGUGCUCGCGUCCCGGGUCCCUGGGGUCCAGCGACGACGACGACGACGACGAUGACGAUGGAGAUGCGGAGGGGCUGUUGGCCUGUGAGGACCUGGAGCUGAACCCGUUCGACGGGCUGCCGUACUCGUCGCGCUACUACAAGCUCCUGAAGGAGCGGGAGGCCCUGCCCAUAUGGACCGAGAAGUACUCCUUCAUGGAGGGGCUGCUCCAGAGCCAGGUGGUCAUCGUGUCCGGGGGCGCCCGGUGCGGCAAGAGCUCGCAGGUCCCCCAGUGGUGUGCCGAGUACUGCCUAUCCGUCCACUACGAGCACGGGGGCGUGGUGUGCACCCAGGCGCACCAGCAGACGGCGGUCCAGCUGGCCCUGCGCGUGGCGGACGAGAUGGACGUGAACAUCGGUCACGAAGUCGGCUACGUGGUCCCUUUCGAGAACUGCUGCGCCAGCGAGACGAUCCUGAGGUACUGCACCGACGGCAUGCUGCAGCGGGAAAUGAUGUCCAGCCCCUUCCUCAGCAGCUACGGGGUCGUCGUCCUGGACGACGUGCACGAAAGGAGCGUGGCCACCGACGUCCUGCUGGCACUGCUUAAAGACGUUCUGCUGGCCAGACCGGAGCUGAAACUCGUGAUUAACGCCUCGCCGCUACUGGUCGGCAGGCUCGGCUCCUACUACGGAGGCGCGCCUGUCAUCGAGGUGCCUGACGGGCACCCAGUGGAGGUCGUGCACCUCGGUGGCCGGGCCCAGAGGGAGGCCCUGGAGCCUGUUCUGCGCCUUGUCUUUGAGAUUCACCGCUCUGGCGAGAAGGGUGACAUCGCAGUCUUUCUGGCCUGCGAACAAGAUAUUGAGAAAGCCUACGAAAUUGUCUGCCAGGAAGGAUCCAACUUAAACCCAGACCUCGGCGAGCUGGGGGUGGUCCCUCUGUAUCCGAAAGAGAAGUGCGCGCUGUUCAAGCCGCAGGACGAGGCGGAGGCGCGAGGCCCGGCUCGCCAGAGGAGGGUGGUGCUCACCGCCAGCCCCGGGGAGGCUCUGAUCUGGGGCGGCUCCGUGAAGUUUGUGAUCGACGUGGGCGUGGAGCGGAGGAAGGUGUACAACCCCCGAAUCAGGGCGAGCUCGCGGGUCACGCGGCCCAUCAGCCGAAGCCAGGCAGAGAUCCGCAAGCAGAUCCUCAGCACCUCGCCUUCAGGAAAGCUGUUCUGUCUGUACUCGGAAGAGUUUGCCUCCAAAGACAUGCAGCCGCUGAAGCCGGCGGAGAUGCAGGAAGCCAACCUCACCAGCAUGGUGCUGUUCAUGAAGAGGAUCGACAUCGCAGGCCUGGGCCACUGCGACCUCAUGGACAGACCAGCCCCGGAGAGUCUGAUGCAGGCCCUGGAAGACCUGGACUACCUGGCGGCGCUGGACAACGACGGCAACCUGUCCGAGUUCGGGAUCAUCAUGUCGGAGUUCCCUCUCGACCCCCAGCUCUCCAAGUCCAUCCUGGCGUCCUGCGAGUUUGACUGCGUGGACGAGAUGCUCACCAUCGCCGCCAUGGUCACAGCCCCCAGUUGCUUUCUGCACCCGCCGCGCGGAGCGGAGGAGGCUGCCCUGGGUUGCUGGAAGACAUUUCUGCAUCCCGAAGGCGACCACUUCACCCUCAUCAACAUCUACAAGGCCUACCAAGACACGACUCUGAACUCCGCCAGCGAGCGCUGCGUGGAGCAGUGGUGCCAGGACCACUUCCUCAGCUGCCCCGCCCUCAGGGCGGCGGACGUCAUCCGGGCCGAGCUCCUGGAAAUCAUCAAGCGCAUCGAGCUUCCCUACGCGGACCCCGCCUUUGGCUCCAGGGAGAACACUGUGAACUUGAAGAGAGCGCUCCUGUCCGGGUACUUCAUGCAGAUCGCCCGGGACGUGGACGGGGCGGGGAACUACCUGAUGCUGACGCACCGGCACGUGGCGCAGCUGCACCCCCUGUCCGGCUACGCCGUCUCCCGGAGGCUGCCCGAGUGGGUCCUCUUCCACACGUUCAGCAUCUCAGAGAACAACUACAUCCGGAUCGCCUCCGAAACCUCUCCAGAACUAUUCAUGCAACUGGCACCACAGUACUACUUCAGUAACCUGCCUCCUAGCGAGAGUAAGGACAUCCUGCAGCAAGUAACGGGUCCCCCGUCACCCAUGUCCGCCACGAAACAGGAGCAGCACGCGUGUGAGAGGUCCCCCGAAACCCCCGAACAGAGAUGCGCUGUACAGUGACGCUCAGACUGUCCCGCUGUGGCGCGCCGUCGGCCCGCGACGCAGCGGGAGGGAGCACAUCAGGGUGUCACACCCCACACAGGAGGUGCCUGAAAAAUCCACACUGUAUACUAUUUUCAAAUAAAAAAUAGAAGUUUUUAUUGAGUUCCUUAAA
Molecule: messenger RNA, 3132 nt
Organism: Phyllostomus hastatus (greater spear-nosed bat)
Lineage: Eukaryota; Metazoa; Chordata; Mammalia; Chiroptera; Phyllostomidae
Gene: DHX32
Product: DEAH-box helicase 32 (putative)
Exons: 14
Coding region: 705-2978 (757 amino acids)
Cellular component (GO): spliceosomal complex; intracellular anatomical structure
Molecular function (GO): RNA binding
Source: RefSeq, a predicted model, not a curated record